UCCUGCCCAGGGGAAGAAGAGGGGGCAGAAGGACGAGACUCGGCGAGCGCUCCGGUCGGGAGUGAGGGGCCGCCGGGGGUGGGCGCGGGCGGAGGACUCGGGAGCCGGCAGGAGAGGCUGGAGGGACCGCGGCCGCGGGGGGACCGUGCCUGGGCUGCUCCCCAGGCCUGGGUCGGCAGAGCCCGCAGUGCCAUGGCGCUGGCGACCCCUGGAGCCCUGGCCGCGUCCUCCCCGGAGCCCUGCACGGGGGGCGGCUGCGACUUCGACAGCUACUACGGGGCUGACAACCAGUCGGAGUGCGAGUACGCGGAGUGGAGGUCUUCCGGGGAGCUGCUCCCUGCCAUCUACAUGCUGGUCUUUUUCCUGGGCACCGCGGGCAACGGCCUGGUGCUGUGGACGGUGUUCCGGAGCGGCCGUGAGAAGCGGCGCUCGGCCGACGUGUUCAUCGCCAGCCUGGCGGUGGCCGACCUCGCCUUCGUGGUGACGCUGCCCCUGUGGGCCACCUACACCUACCGGGACUACGACUGGCCCUUCGGCGCCUUCUCCUGCCGGCUCAGCAGCUACCUGGUCUUCGUCAACAUGUAUGCCAGCGUCUUCUGCCUCACCGGCCUGAGCUUCGACCGCUACCUGGCCAUCGUGAGGCCGGUGGCCAGCGCCCGGCUGCGGCUUCGGGUCAGCGGGGCGGUGGCCAGCGCGGUGCUCUGGGUGCUGGCAGCGCUGCUGGCUGUGCCGGUCAUGGUGCUGCGCACGACGGGGAGCCCGGACAACGGCACCAGCCUGCAGUGCUACAUGAACUACUCCGUGGUGGCCAGCUCGGCCGACUCCGAGUGGGCGUGGGAGGUGGGGCUGGGCGUGUCGUCCACGGCCAUGGGCUUCGUGCUCCCCUUCUCCGUCAUGCUCACCUGCUACUUCUUCAUAGCCAAGACCAUCGCCGGCCACUUCCGCAAGGAGCGCGUGGAGGGCCUGCACAAGCGGCGGCGGCUGCUCAGCAUCAUCGUGGUGCUGGUGGUGACCUUCGCGCUCUGCUGGCUGCCCUACCACCUGGUCAAGACGCUCUAUGUGCUGGGCAGUCUGCUGCACUGGCCCUGCGACUUCGACAUCUUCCUCAUCAACAUCUUCCCCUACUGCACCUGCGUCAGCUACGUCAACAGCUGCCUCAACCCUUUCCUCUACGCCUUCUUCGACCCGCGCUUCCGCCAGGCCUGCGCCUCGGUGCUCUGCUGGGGCCAGGCCCCCUGCGGGGUCCCCUUCCACAGCAGCGGCAGCGGGGACAAGUCCGCCAGCUACUCCUCGGGGCAUAGCCAGGGCCCGGGGGCCGUCGGGGGCAAGGGCGGGGGGCAGAUGCAGGAGAAGUCCGUCCCCUACAGCCAGGAGACCCUCGUGGUGGACUAGCGCUGGGGACACAGGCAGCUGCUGCACCGCCUCCCUCCCAGCUCCCUCCUCCACGCCCACCUUCGCCCUUCCUGCAGGCGGUGUGCAAAAUCUCCACAGGCCUCUUAAGCCCCGAGCCUCAGUUUCCCCAUCUGCAUAAGUAGGGGAGAGUCAGGCCACCCUCCAGGGCUGCGUGGGUCCUGACUCCGCAGUCGGGGCCGCUUUCCUGCCCCUUAGCUCUCUGCCUUCCUUUCUGUCCCUUCCCUUCCUCCUCAGUCCUCACCUUCUAGCUUGGGCCCUUCUCUCCUCGACCCCUCCCCAGGUCCCCUGUUAUUCUGGGGUGGGGGUGGGGGGAGCCCUGAGAGCUGAGAAGGAGCCCACAGCCCUGGUGGCAGCAGCUGCAGGGCGCCCCAGGCGGGCUCUGUGUCACCACAGGCUCUGGGGCCCAGGGGAUCCAGAAGAGCGCUUCCUGGAGGUGGGUCGCAGUGCCCAGAGGCAUUUUCUGCUCGGUCCCCAAGCCCACCCUUGCUCCUCUGCCGCUGAGAGGGAGCCCGGGUGCCGGGGAAGCUGCAGACAGAUGGAGGGACGUCCUGGCUCCCUGAGGGGGGCGGUGAGCCGGGAAAGGGGACUGGUGGGGGUCUCUCUCCCCCAGCCCCGUCCCCUACCCCUGGACCGCAAGGCCCUCCCGCCGUCCUGGAGCUGGGGUGUGCCUGGGGGAGGGGCAGGUACCUGGCUGCCCUCAGUCCCGUGAGUGUGUGCGGAUCCACAUGGCCUCUGAGUGCGUGGUGGGAGAUGGCCACGCGCGGGGGCCUGGAUGACCCCCCAGGGCCCCCCAGAGAAGGGGGCAGAGGGCACCGCGAGCGCCCCACUGCAUGGGGCUGACGGCUGGUCCGUGUCCGUGUCUGUGUCCCGUCUGUGCCGGGCUGCAGUGGGGAGGCCUGGGCUGGGGUCCUAGCAGCUGCUCCUCAGCCCUGCAUCCCUCGGGCCCUGCAGCCCCUUCCCCCCAGGCACCUCUCACCCCCUCCUGUUCCUGGGUGGGUCUCUGCAGCUGCUCGCCCAGCACGGAGGUGCAGGCUGGUUAGAGGCCAGCCCUCCUCGGCGCUCUCUCGGCUUGGGAGGGCCCCUGGCUGACGUCCCCACCCAGGGACCUCUCUAGGACAGGGCUGAGCAGGGCCUCUGUGGGGCCGGAGGGUGAGGGUGUGCAGCCUGGGCUUGUCCUUGGGGGCUAUGGAAAGGGGGAUAAGACAGGAGGACCCCGGCUUGCUGUGCAAGGACACUUUGGCCUCUGGGAUGGACCCCUUUCUGCAGCAGAGGCAGGAGGGUCUCCUCAGUUUGGUCUCCUGUCUCGGGCCAGAACUUUCCCCAGAGCCCACAGUGCUGGGGUCCCCUGGAGCCUCCAGGCGGCCACAGAUGGCAGAGGAGGUGCUGUCUCUCCUGCACCCCUUCUCCACAUGUCCCCGCUAGCCCCAGCCCUGUUAGGCUCUGGCUGCUCCAAUAAAGGCGUGUUGUGUAA
This is a messenger RNA of Heterocephalus glaber (naked mole-rat), 2884 nucleotides long. It is a transcript of the gene Aplnr, whose product is annotated as apelin receptor. Gene Ontology annotation, cellular component: membrane; external side of plasma membrane. Lineage: Eukaryota; Metazoa; Chordata; Mammalia; Rodentia; Bathyergidae. Gene Ontology annotation, biological process: G protein-coupled receptor signaling pathway; immune response; neutrophil chemotaxis. The record is from RefSeq and is a predicted model, not a curated record. Gene Ontology annotation, molecular function: C-C chemokine binding; C-C chemokine receptor activity.